GUCGAGCGACCGCAUACCACGAUCCGGAAUCGCGUUGAGAACGCAGUCGGUGUCCGGUCGUCCGGGAACGCUCGAAUUGCUAAGAGAAACGAGACGUUCGAGGUGUCCUGGAAGGACGACGUCCACCGCUUCCAGCGGCAAGUUCAAGUGACAUCAUACUCGUGAAAAUACGCGUGUGAUCCUGAUUGAUCCGAGGAUUCCAUCGAUCCUCCUCGGUACUCGCACCGGUCGCGCCUUCGUUUUCCUCUCCGUAUCACUUCUCCUUUCCACCUUCCUCUCCUUUGUUCACCGCUCCCGUACCAUCCUCCGAGGGAUCCUCGUGGCUCUGCUUCGCUUCGUGAUCGCAUGCACGUCAUCAUCGGUGAACCAACUACUCCGUCUCCCUGUGCUUUAAACAAUUCUCGUGACAUCGUUCUGUAUCGAAGGGAUUGCGUCGAUAAGUCGGAUCAGGGAGACCUGGACCACCGAGGAAGCUAGCAGACAGGCAGAGACCAACAACCUCACCUGCAACGUUGCAAAAUGAGGGUAGCUUAUUCUUUUUGGACAGUUCUUUAACAUUAUCUCAAGAUGUACGCCGAGUGGCAAAAGGGUGAGUUGGUGUGGUUCGACCCGGGUGUCGGCCACGUGUUGCCAGGAGAGGUUUUAGAAUACCACAGGGCUGCCAACGUCCUCUCCGUGCAGGCAGUAAUCGCCGGCAAGCCUCAAAUCUUCACCCUCACUAAUUUAACUGGAGUAAAACCAAGGCAGGAUCUUGGGCAGAAUGGAAUCGAAGACAUGAUUCAAUUAACCGACUUAAACGAAGCUUCUCUAUUAUGGAAUCUCAAGAUUCGUUACGACAAGGAAUUAAUAUACACAUACACGGGGAGCAUCUUAGUGGCGGUGAAUCCUUAUAAAAUGUUCGACAUUUAUGGCCUGGACCAAGUAAAACUCUACGAAGGACGAAUACUUGGCACAUUGCCUCCUCAUCUGUUUGCCGUGGGUUCGUCGGCAUACAGUCAAGUAACCGCUGCAAAUAAUGCUAGCGCGAAUCAAGUGGUCGUUAUUUCCGGCGAAUCCGGUUCAGGAAAAACGGAAUCCACGAAACUCGUAAUGCAAUAUCUAGCCGCUGUUAAUCGCGCGCCAAACAAUCUCGUUACCGAGCAAAUUCUCGAGGCGACGCCCCUGUUGGAGAGCUUCGGAAAUGCAAAAACUCCCAGGAACGAUAACAGCAGCAGAUUUGGAAAAUAUUUAGAAGUUUAUUUUAGAGACGGAGUGAUAGUAGGGGGAAGAAUAACUCAGUAUCUCCUAGAAAAAAGUAGAAUAGUCACGCAAGCGCCAGAAGAAAGGAACUACCACGUAUUCUACGAGCUCCUAGCUGGUCUCGAUCAACAGCUCAGGGAUAAAUACGGAUUACUGACACCUGAUAAAUACUUCUAUUUAAACCAGGGCGGAAAUUGCGAGAUCGAUGGGAAGAGCGACACUCAAGACUUCAAAGCCCUUUUAUCCGCCAUGCAAGUUUUGGGAUUCACGUCCGAAGAACAAGACACGAUUUUCAAAAUCCUCGCCAGCGUGUUACACCUUGGAAACGUGUACUUUCACCGAAAGCAGAUGAGACACGGCCAAGAAGGCGUAGAAGUUGGCUCUGACGCCGAAAUUCGUUGGGCUGCUCAUCUUCUUCAAGUCAAUUCCGAUGGGAUCAUCAGAGCACUCACGACCAAAACGACGGAAGCGAGAAACGAGAGAGUUUUCACGGCGUUGAAUAUCGACCAGGCUCUAGACGCCAGAGAUGCCUUCGCCAAGGCUUUGUACAGUUCGCUGUUUUCCUGGUUGGUCGCUCGUGUUAAUCACAUCGUCUACAAAGGAACGAAACAGACCGCCGCGAUCUCGAUACUCGAUAUAUUCGGGUUCGAGAAUUUCACAGAGAACAGCCUCGAGCAACUGUGCAUCAAUUACGCCAACGAGAACCUUCAGUUCUAUUUUAACAAGCAUAUAUUCAAGUUGGAGCAGCAAGAAUACGCCAAGGAAAAAAUCGAUUGGACGACGAUUAAUUAUACUGACAAUCUGCCGGUCAUACAUCUUAUAGCGAAGAAACCAGUCGGGAUUCUUCAUCUCCUGGAUGACGAGAGCAAUUUUCCUAAAGCGACUGAUCAUUCGUUCCUAGAAAAAUGCCAUUACAAUCAUGCUUUGAGCGAAUUGUACUCGAGACCAAGAAUGAGUUCCGCAGAGUUCGCAAUUAAACACUACGCUGGCCAAGUUUGGUACAACGUCGAAGGUUUCUUGGAUAAAAAUAGAGACACGCUGAGACCGGACGUUGUAGAAUUACUAAUAAGCAGCAAAAUAUCCAUGGUCAGCAAGAUGUUCCAACAUGUAAGGACAGCUCACGAAGCCAAUAAAACCAUGAAUAAACCAAAUGGUAGAUUCGUCACUAUGAAACCAAGGACACCAACCGUAUCCGCUCGAUUUCACGAUAGUCUACAGCAACUUUUGGAUUCCAUGUCUCAGUGUAAUCCAUGGUUCGUUAGAUGCAUCAAGCCUAACACGGAGAAGGCACCAAUGAAAUUCGACAUGCCCUGCGUGCUCGAACAAUUGCGUUACACUGGAAUGCUCGAGACGAUUCGUAUUCGGAAAACUGGUUACCCCGUACGACUUCUUUUUGGGCACUUCGUGGACCGAUACAGAUACCUCGUUUCCACGCACCUGCCUAGAGGUGCACCAAAUAAGGAGCUUUGUCGCAUCAUUUUGGACAAAGCUGCACCAAAAGAUGCACAAUCCCAAUAUCAACUUGGACUCACCAGAGUAUUUCUGAGGGAGUCCUUGGAAAGAACUUUGGAAUACAACAGAGCACUGAUCUUGGAAAGAGCUGCCAUAACCGUUCAAAGGUACACGAGAGGAUUCCUCGCGAGAAGAAGAUUCCUCAACAUCUCACGAAGCACGGUGUUGAUCCAAGCUGUUUAUCGUGGCUAUCACGAGAGGAAGAAGUUCAAGGCGUUAAAGAAAGGUGUACUUAUGGCGCAGAAGAUAUACAGGGGGAAGAAACAGCGUGAGAAAUUCCGAGUGCUGAAAGAGGAAAUGGCGAAGAGGGCGGAGAUCGAACGUGCCAGUAAGGAACGAGCUAAAGCGAAACAACAAAGAGAAGAACAAGAAAGGACUUCCAGAGCUGUGGCUGGUGUUAAUCAUUUAGAAAUCCCGGCUGAACUAGCCUUCAUCUAUAGCAAACUCGACGAUUGGCAGCCCACGCAUACAGAAAGGAAUCUUUUAAAAGUGGUCGGUCAAGUGAUACCCAUGCACCACAAUUAUAGUCUGCCAAACGAUAUCGAUCAACAUCAGUUUUCCAAAUUUACCAACAUCUAUUUCAAGAGUCACAUUUUCGGUAUGAAACGAGAACCAAUAAAGACACCGUUCCUGGCGAAAGCUCGUGACCAGGAUUAUACAGAUUCAUUGAUGAUCUUCAAAAUGAUUCUUCGUUUCAUGAAUGAGAAUAACUUGAGUGGCAAAAGAGAACAGGCAUUGGGUGAUUAUAUCGUGAACAAAGGAAUCGUCAAUGAGAAACUGAGAGACGAGAUCCUAUGUCAACUGGCCAAUCAGACGUGGAAAAAUGAAAACGAUGCUAAUAAGGAGAGAGGCUGGCUGUUGUUAUCGAAUUGCUUGUCAGCCUUUCAACCCAGUCCCACUCUAUUCAAAUAUUUUCUAAAAUAUGUAUCUGACCAUGCGUAUGACGGCUACAAAGCUUAUUGUCAAAGGAAACUUCUGCAAGGAGAGAGAACGAUAUUCAGAAUAAUGAGUAACAAUCAACAAAUCGUUCAACACGUACCGAGAAAUUAUCCUCCAUGCGUGUUGGAAUGGAGAGCGAACAGAAAUCGCGUGAACAUGGCACUGAGCGUAGGAUUUUAUGAUGGCGAAACAGUGACCUGUGCAGUGGACUCCUGGACAACCUGUGAAGAAUUAGCCAAUCUCGCUGUUCACAAUCAUGGCGUCGAUAAUUCAGGAUGGACUAUCACUCUGUGGAACCAAUUGGAUGGUCCCGAUGCCAUUGUAACUGAAACCAACGGUUUCGACUACGUUCUGGACUUAAUUUCGGAAAUGGAACUAGCACCAGCGUUCCCUGCUGCUAAACACAUGUUCCUAGAACAGCGAAAGAACAGCUUUCCUCCCAUCAAGAAGCGCGAACACGCGCACAUAAUUCGCGAGCUGGAGCAGGAAAUAGAACCACCGGUUCUAAAAACCUUCCAGCCCCUUGAGCGGAAACCAGUAUCGAAGGUUAUGGAUAAACCUGUCGAACCAGAAAUUCAAUCGCCUAGAAGACCGGCCGUUCCUCCGCCACAGCCACCUGUCACGAAGCCAUCGGCGAGGAAACAGUCUCACGAAGCUAUGUUGGAAAGCACGACGGAGACUGGUCUAUCGCGAAAGUCCGCUUUGAACGACAGAUACUUCGAAAAAGAGAAGCAACGUAGCCGUAGUUUGGACAAUCUACUCCAACCCGAAGUGGUAUCUCCUCCAGUGAAGCUAGCGAAUCUUGGUUUAUCCUCGUCGAAAUUGAACGAACGCUAUCACAGUCUUGAAAGGAUUGGUGAAACGUCUGCUGUCAGUAACGCGGAGUAUAUGUCAAGGAGUGAAAUCACGCAAGAGAGGAAAUACAGUAGAAUAACUAGGACAACGGAACCAAACAUCGAAGAAGAAGACUUAACGAUCGACUUCGAGUAUCCCGAUAUUCAAUCUGUUAGUCAGACCGGCAGAUCUGAAGACGAUAAAAGCAGUUACAUUAGAUCGCAAACUAGGUUCAUCAAAUCUCAAUAUCCUGGUAAACGAGCGCUGCCCGGCAGUCAAUCGAGUCGUGCAUACAUCGAGAAGAGUGAAUACGGCGUAAAAUCCUCGGCCAUGUCUGACACAAGCGAAGCUCCUUCCCUGGCAUCGCACGUGAGACGAGUCAGGGUACCUAGUCAAGCGUCGGACGUGGAUCAGUUCUUAGACGAGCUGUUUAUGCCAGUUCUGGAUGGAAACUUGGACGAGUUGUCUGACGCCAGAAGCUUGGCGGCUAGUAUUAAAGGCACAAAGGGUGACAGGUCCCAGAGUGAUGCCAUAAUCCUUGAGAAUUUAGAGAAGAAGCUCGACAGCCAAGUAAAAGAACUCAAAACUGUGGAAGAUUUCAUCGAAUCGAUCAUAAAGAGGAAUGAAAAUGAAGUCAUCACAGCGAAAGAAUUGUCUGGGAAGAUCAAAGGCGGGGGUAAUAUGGAUAUACCGAAUCAGAACGCGAAUUUUAACUUUGGUGCCAUUACACCAGGAAUGAUGUCGCCGCCUAUGAUGAUGCCAAUGUUCAGUACACCUCAACAAGUGCCACCAGCGCAGAGUACCAACAUGAACAUGGGACCUGGAUUCAUGCCAAUACCGAUUUACAGUAUGCAAGGACUGAGUCUUCCUCAGUAUCCAAAUUCACCGCCUAAUCAGAACAACGACAUGAUGGCUUAUCAGCAGAAUCUGCAACGAGCGUUCCUGCAGAGUGCCAUGGCGCAGAAUAUGCAGAUUCAGCAGCAAUUGCUGGCGCAAAAUCAAGCCCUUCAACAGCUGCUUGUACAGAGCCCUCAGAACUCGUCGCAACAACCGGGCACGGCGUUGUCCGCAGGCCCCUCCAGUAUGAAUCUUGUCCCCCCAGCCCCUCAAAACGGUGCCCAAAUGGGGCCUAAUGAUUCUAUUGGACGCUACUCCAAGGUAUCGUUUAGAGAACCAGAAGAUGGCGAACUUUGGUCGACAGAGAAACAAGGAACGCCACAAUCGUCGGCGAACAAUCAGCGACAAGAGAUGACGGUGAAAGCUCAAAUUCAUCGAUCUCAAAGUCCACCACGAAAGAAUUCGGAAAUCGUCAGGAAAACCAGCGUGGAAUACGCGGUGAGAAAAGUUAGCGUCGACAGAAAAAUUGGUGAUAAAAAGUCACCCGGUGUCACGGAUCCUAAGAGACCUAAUUCCAACAAGAACAAUGUACAAAGUAAUUUCACGAACGUGCUGAGUGAAUUAAAAAAUCGUAAGAGCAGCGUCGACAGUAAUUUGUCGAGCUCGAGUAAUAACAAAGGUGUGCCACCCCCGCCACCUAUGCCACCACCUUUGGAGUCCCAUGAUCCUUCCGAGUCGAGGCCUUUUCUCGAUCCUUACGGAAGAGCUAAGACAGUUCGAAUUGGCAAAUGGAGAUGGCCUCCACCGAGUGACUCGAACGAGAAUCAAAGUCAAGACAGUUUCAUAGAGUUCAAAAUGCGCCAACAGCAACAGCAACGCAAAAUUACACCACAGUAUCAAGAAUACAAUCAAGGUGACGGUGAGCCAAGCACAGAGGGUGGCGUAGAAUGGGAAGAAUUUGAAAUUGAGAAUAUCGUCGAGAACAAUGAGAAGACUGUGAUGAAUCACGCACCACCUCCAGUCACGAAACACGAGAAUGGAUACAAAGAGGAAGGGGAAAAGAAAAAGAAAAAGUCAAAAUCCGCGUUAGAAGUAGGUGCACAAAGGCCAUCGCCAGGAAGUAUAGGAAAAUUGAAGCUCAGUUCGGAGAUGAGACAAAGAUUGGAAAAAGUGACAGCUAAUCAUAGCGUGAGAUCUACGAAAACCACCGAGAAACCAGCUCUUCCACGCGAAGAUGGUAAAGUGAAGCGCUUGGAGGACAAUAGAAAGCUUCUGCUUGAACAACAAUUAGGAGGACGUUGGGACGAUUAUGCAUCGACAGCUGAUGACACGCAAAGCGUUACUUCGAAAGGCACGACCGACAUGAUGACUCAAGCGCAAGUUGUCAGGACGCAAAUAGAAAGAAUGGAGAGACCUGUGCCACCUCCGCUUCCGGUGACACCUCCGCAACCCCCUAGUCCCCGAGGUGGAAGCAUGUAUAGCAAUAGUCAAUCCGGAGUACCACAGCCUAGAUCGCCUCCAGCGCCAGUGGAACCAAAAGCUCGCGAUUCCUUCAGAACAUCCCCCGACUCGGAGGCUUUCGAACAUUUUUCCAAGACUCAACGCGACAUGUUCAGCCAAAGCAGAGACAUAUUCGCAUCCCAGCAGCAUCUGAGAGAGACUCACGAAUACAGAAACGACUUUGACAAGUCCAGGUCGCAAGAUCAGAAGUCCAAAGACUUUUAUGGAAAGGAUAGCACAGACCUAGCCAGUUCUGCCAGAGACAGAAGUUCCGACUUCGACUCUCGUCGCGACUUGAAUUCCGACAUCUUCGAUCCCAAAUACGCCAGAGACAUAUUCGAAAACACGAGUUCUAAGAGAGACCCCUUUGGAAUGACCAGAGACGUCUCUCCAAAGUCGAGAGACAGCUUUGGCAUGCCAUCGUCGCGAGACUUUGGCCUGAUGCCAAAUACGCGGGAAUCUUUCGCUGCUGUUCGACAAAGUUUCAAAAAAUUGGAUCGCGACGUGGACAGAAGAUCCAGCGUCGCCUCGACUCAUCGUACUGAUAAAAUGGAAAGGAUCGAAAUCGAGGAAUGGCCCGAAUUCCUUAGACCAGUAAUGCCACCGGCAGAGAAGCCAGAGAUAGAAAAGGUUCAAGAAGUCGUCAACACGAAGCUCUAUCCUCAAACGUCCACGGCUCAUUUCACGUACAACAGAGUCACAUGGACGUUGAGGGUGAAGAAAGAGGUGUUCGCCCCUAACGAAACCUUAAACAGCCCUCUGGCACUUCAUCUAGUAUUUUGUCAAGUAGCUUACGACGUUCUUGCUACAUCUAGUAUUCGAAUUACAAAAGAGGAUAGACAGAAUAUGCUCAAGAUGUUGGAUAAUUAUGGUAUCACCUUGGACAACCUGCAGAGCACGCAGCACAAGAUUACCAUAAAGAAGAACGUCGUUGAUAUGGCCAAACAAUGGCCACUGUACUUUGCCAGGAUAUUCCCAGUAUCGAUUGGCCCUCAACAUCCGGAAACCCAACACGUGGCAGUGUCCCAUCAUGGUCUUCGACUCAUAAAACGUACCCCGAAUGGUGAUUUGAUCAUUUUGGAGACAUUACCUCUGGAGGAUAUUGUGUCAGUGAGUUCUCCCAGGGUUGGAGUAUGUAUAAUGCAAAUUGCAUCUGGAGUCAGGCUACCCUUACACACAAAUCGAGCACCACAGCUGACGGAGAUGAUUAGCACAUACAUCAGAAUGGUGGAUCAGAAGCCGCUGCAUAAGCCGAACCAUCAUGAGAAUCACGUGUCUCAGAUCACGAAAUCGAUCCAGUCACAGGCGAAUCACAGUACGUCGAAUCACGUUCAAUCCCAUAGUCAGCCUAAUCAUGUUAUCUCGAAUCACGAGAACCACGUGUCUGCCGGUCGUGUGCCGAACCACGUGUCGGCGGCAAACCAGACGAAUCACCAGAAAAACCAGCAGAACCAGCGACUUAGCCCAAAUCAGGAAUGGCGUCAACCGGAAGACAACGGCAGAUUGCAAGAAGAUGGCAUCUAUGAGAGCGGGCCGGUCGUCAACGACGGAAAACACUCUCUGUUGCAGUACGCCAUGCUCAACUUUAGACAAAGCACAGAGAAGUUUGAGAUGUUGAAGACAGCAGAUGGAUCUAUAAGUGGAUCUCUUAAAGUGAUCGAAUCUUUGAAGAGUAAAAAGAAGAAUAAAAAGAAUAAAGGCCAACAGGAUGGUGCGGAAUGGACUUGGAAGGAACAAGUGGAUCUUGUAAAAUACUCUCCUGUGCCAAUAGAACAGAGUCUUUUGAGACUUGAUGCAGAUUUAAGUGCCUUGGCAGUGGAAUGCUUUUUAUGUCUGAUGAGGUACAUGGGUGAUCAACCUUUGCCUCCAGAUACUAGCGAAGUAAAAUGUGUUUACACCAUUUUGAUGCAUUGUCAUAAGUAUGAAUUACUUCGUGAUGAAGUUUACUGUCAAUUGAUGAAACAGACUACAAACAAUAAGAGCCCAAAUCCAGAUAGUUGUCAACGUGGUUGGAGGAUCUUUAGCAUUGUUGCUGCUUACUUCACUUGCAGUGAUGGUCUGAGGCCUUAUUUAACCAAAUAUCUGGAAACUGCAGCUUAUGAUAAGAGGAGAGCUUACCAUGGUACAGCCACAGUGUGUUUACAAAAUCUCAGGAAGACAGUUAAAUAUGGAGGAAGGAAAAACGUGCCAAGCGUGGAUGAAAUUAUGGCAAUUAGUGCAGGUAGAAAUGCGAAGAGACAGAUUUACAGACUACCAGGUGGAACAGAAAGAGUUAUCAAUACCAAAUGUACAACUGUCGUACAGGAUGUUAUCGAAGAGAUGUGCAAUAUAAUAUCUGUAAGAAACCCUCAUGAAAUGGAUGAAUUCUCGUUAUAUUGCAUUGUUGAUGGUGAUGCGUUUACGAUGCCUUUAGCCAGGGAUGAAUACGUACUAGACGUAACUACGGAGUUACAUAAAAAUCAUCAAGUCUUCUACUUAAUAUUCUGCAGAUCUGUAUGGUAUUAUCCUCUCAGACUGGAUGCUCCAUUGUAUAUAGAAGUUGUGUUCAAUCAGAUUGCUCCAGAUUACUUGGAAGGUCUUCUACUAGUUUUACCUGGUGAACAUUUACCUCAAGAGGUCAUAUUCGAUAUGGCUCAAAUAGCUGCUCUUUUACAUAGGGCAGCAGAUAUGACUCACGAACCAACAACGAAAGAAAUUAAAUAUUUAUUACCAAAACCAGUGCUCAGUUUGAGAGAACCACGACCACAACAGUGGUCAAAUAUGGUCCAACAAGCAUGGAACAAUGUGCAACACAAUACAGUUGCUGCUUGUAAAGCGCAGGUGCUUGAAAUUUUAUGGAAGUGGCCAUUAUUCGGGUCUAGUUUCUUCGCUGUGAAGAGGGUGCCUGAAGGAAAAGAGAAGGGUGGUGAUCAUAUUUUGGCGCUCAACAGGCAUGGAGUGCAUUUUAUUGAUUUAAUUACACAUGAGACCCUGUACCACUACCCCUAUUCCGAGGUAAUAUCCACGAGGAAAGUAAAAUCCGAAGAAGGAACUCUGUACCUUGACAUGAAAUGCGGUAAUUUAAUGCAACAACGCAUCACACGACUUCAGACUGAACAAGCCCAUGAAAUUUCACGACUAAUUAGACAAUACAUCACCAUGGAACAACGAGCCACCAAUGCUCAAGGUGCUAGCAUUGGGUUUGGCAUGAGAUAAAAUUCUCCAUCUGCACUUUGAAUUUAUAGUAAUCAUAUAGAUCAACAUCUUAGAGGCGUACAAUCUUUUUGUAUUGUUUAAUCGAAUAAGAAACGCUGUAAAUACAUAUUUAAGAGAAACGAUUCCGUCAUGAUAAAGGAAGACAUCUUUGAAGGAACUUUCAUAAAAGAAAAAGAAGUUCAAUAUAUCGUAAAGUACUCAUAAAGUUCGAAAGUUUGAAAGAAUUGUCAGUAAAAUUACGUUUAUUCUUUCGUUAUUUAUUUAUUCAAAGAGCAGAAGAUUUGGUUAAGAUUUUGUAAGAGAUUUCAUAAUACGCAAAUUAAAUGAAGAAUAUAGUUUGAGAAUCUUUUGACUUGUAAAUAUGUCUAGUUAGGAGCGAGAAACGAACAGAAUUGAAACACAGCUCACCUGGUAACACUAUUACAGAUAAAAUUAUCGUAACUAUCUCUCAAAUCGUGACAAGGUAUUUCUCAUGUUUCUUCCGCGUUUUAAGAAAUACCUUUCUAUAAACUUCGACGAGUACACCAAAAUGUAACAAACUUAAAAAAUAAGUCAAGUACAUACCUCGAUGCAAAGGGAAAGUAGAUGAUCAAGAAUAUCGCGUUAGAUCAAACGCACUAUAAAAAUACCAACUCAACAAUAUUGCAAUGUUCAAACUAUCGUUUCAUAAAAUAAUAAGACUAUCUAGUUACACAACAGUCUUAAGAAUGAGAAUGCCUGAUAAUCUUCUUCGUUAAGGAGAAUUAAUUUUAUACAUACCGUUGAAAAGGAAAAAAAGAAGAAGAAGAACGAAUGCUCAAGUGUCUAAGCAAUUAUUCUCAACUCUGUAAAUACGCGUUUAGAAACGUUUAGAGAAAGAGAGAACUACAACGAGAGGACGACGGUUCUGUAAAAUGAAAUAUGUCGAUACAUGGCUCACUAGUAGCUUUUUAAUAGGGUUCGAUGGCAGGACACGUCGAUACUCUCGAUGGCUGCUGCGUCUUCCGGUUGAUUUCUUUUUCUUUCAGUUUCAAUAAGGGCAAUUUUCUUCUCAUUUUUUUAAUAAUCGAAGAAAUUGCCGAUCACCUUGAAUAAUAAGGAAAAUAAAUGACAUGUUUCGACGUUGAAUAGGAUCGAUUUAUUUAUAUAAAAAGCGUAAGAAAAAGAAACGAUACGGUACACGUAAAAGUUAAUGUAAAUCCAAUUAAAUGCUAAUAUCUUUAACGAGUACGUUCUGAUGGAGACUAACAAACUGCGGUUACAUGUUUAUCACAAGGAGACAUUAUUAUUAAUAAUUGUACGUAUGCGUAUCGCUGUGAACGGAGAUAUUAAAACUUUAUAUUAAAAAUUUCUACUUAUACGAAAA
This is a messenger RNA of Bombus pyrosoma, 11401 nucleotides long. RefSeq names its product unconventional myosin-XV (gene Myo10A). NCBI's taxonomy places the organism in Eukaryota, Metazoa, Arthropoda, Insecta, Hymenoptera, Apidae. The coding region runs from base 568 to 10056 and encodes 3162 amino acids. Gene Ontology annotation, cellular component: cytoskeleton; myosin complex. Gene Ontology annotation, molecular function: cytoskeletal motor activity; ATP binding; protein binding. The record is from RefSeq and is a predicted model, not a curated record. The transcript is spliced from 34 exons.